Molecule: messenger RNA, 2000 nt
Organism: Coccinella septempunctata (seven-spotted ladybird)
Lineage: Eukaryota; Metazoa; Arthropoda; Insecta; Coleoptera; Coccinellidae
Exons: 6
Coding region: 140-1075 (311 amino acids)
Molecular function (GO): serine hydrolase activity
Source: RefSeq, a predicted model, not a curated record
CCGCGCACUUGCUCGUACAUCUGUCAAAUGAGCAUGAAAAUGUCAAAAAUUUUCAAUUUAUUCUCAACGAAAUUAAUCAUCAAUCAGUAGCAACAUAAAUUAAUUGUGCUCUGUUGUUCCUUUGCCAUGUGAUAACAUUAUGGCUGUAAGUAGGGUCUUAUUCAACCCUUUGUGGUCUUCUGCAAGUGGACACCUGACGGCAAGUAUAAAAAAUAACUUCAUGGCAGUCAGCAAGAGGUCCUUUUCCAGAUUAGAGAUAACAAAGAAUUUAGCACUUAUCAGCAAAGAAAAAAUAAACAGUAAAAUUACAAAUCUAAAACUACACGAUCAAACUGGUCGACCAUGUGUUUUACUUUUAUCAUGGCUUAUGGCGAAGAGAAAACACAUGCAGAAAUUUGUAGAUUAUUACCUCAAUCAAGAUUGCGACGUUCUUUGCAUAAAUAUUACUCCAUGGCAACUGUUAUGGCCUACAAAAGGAACACAGAUUGUUGCUGCUGAUAUCCUUAAGUUUAUUGAUAACAACUAUCUGAACAGUCAGUGUCUACUUCAUGGGUUCUCUGUUGGCGCUUACCUUUGGGCCGAAGUUAUGGUGCAAAUGGCAGCACAACAGGAUAGGUAUAGGCCUGUUAUGGACAAAUUCGUUGGACAGGUAUGGGAUAGCGCUGCGGAUGUAACCGAAAUCUCAGUUGGUUUACCAGUUGCUGUAUUCCCUAAGAAUUUCGUCAUGCAGAAAGCGCUUGCACAAUACAUACUAUACCACAUGAGGACAUUCGAUAAAGUGGCUACCAGGCAUUAUGUGAGGGCUAGUCAAAUGUUUACUACAAAUCUGAUUAAAAGUCCGGCUCAGAUUUUCAUCAGUAAAACAGAUCCUAUUGGAACUGAAACAUCGAAUUUGAGAGUGAAAGAAACCUGGGAAAACAUGGGUAUUAAGGUGUACUUCAAGUGCUGGGAAAAAUCACCGCAUGUGGGUCAUUUUCUGAAACACCGAGAAGAAUAUCUUGAACACCUAGAUAAAUUCCUUGAAGAAAUCGGCUUUGGAGUUACCUCCAGUGAGAGAUUGAAAGCUAAACUUUAAAUCAUAAUAAAAUACACAUUUCUCAUGAAAUUUUCCAUUUUUCGAUUAAUUGUAAUUGAACCUCAAAAGUGGACGUAAACAAGACAAUUCAAAUUGCUAUCAUUGCAGUAUUUAAUAUUUCAUAUUACCACAGCCCUAAAGAAGAAUAUUCCCGGCAUUUUAAAUUAAAAGUCCCACUUCUUUUCGUUUAAAACUACUUGGCAGUUUACUUAACAAUAUAUUUUGUAUACUUUGCAAGCAAGCAAGUAUGAAUCAUUGAUUUAUCAUUUCUCAUCAAAAUUUCAGUUUUCUGAUUAAAGAAUAGUUUUCGAAUUUCUAUAUGAAUUUACUCAUUACAGGAUGACGCCGGAUGCUCACUAAAUGUAUGGCAGAUUUGACAUUUUCAAAGUGACCUUAAACUCAAAAUAUGUAAUUCAUAUUAUAUUAUGGAAAAGUCCAGUCAGGUAAUAAUAUGUUACAGACUGCACGUUCUUUACUUAAAUUUUGAAGUGAGCACGUUUCAGGAAUUGUUCAUUUUGAUACCUAUUUUGACACUAUUAAAUCUUGUAUUGUAAAAGUUUGAAGAACCUUUUAUAUACCAUAGUUUCAUAAAAAAUAUCGUCUCAUUGAAAAUUAUCACCUAAGUGAUUCAUAAAAUGCACUGAAUAAUGAUAAUUGCUAUGAAAACCAAUGAGAAGCAAAUUGUGCUGAAAUGUUCUGUGAUUGAAUAAAGUAUCGAAUUUUCAGUUUAGGGCAAAACCGCGUUAACUCUGAUGUCUAUUCAAUUUCCGAAGAUUUACAUUAAGAUAAGUAGAUAUUCCGGUUUCAACUGCACCUCAGAAUUCCAUCCUGAAAUCUGAUUUUUGAAAUGAACAGGUUUUCUUAUAUCUGUAGAGUAUUUUACCAUGUAAACAUUUGUAGGUUGAUUAAAAAUAGAUUUUGAGAA